Molecule: messenger RNA, 9213 nt
Organism: Thrips palmi
Lineage: Eukaryota; Metazoa; Arthropoda; Insecta; Thysanoptera; Thripidae
Exons: 14
Coding region: 185-5242 (1685 amino acids)
Biological process (GO): autophagy; response to starvation
Cellular component (GO): cytoplasm
Molecular function (GO): protein binding
Source: RefSeq, a predicted model, not a curated record
GAAAUUUCAAACUAGUAUAAAACUAGGAACUAGAUAUUUUGACACAAGCUACGCUGAACAUAAAAUUUUUCAUAACAACAAAAACAGCUGUCAGUUACAAUGACGCAGUAGCAUUUGCAGAAGAAAGGACAGACCAGUGUCAUACCUAUGAAAUUCCCACUAUUCUCUAUCUUCAAAACAGAAGAUGUCAGCUGACUCCCCAAGACGCUCAGGUGGUCGUAUGAAUCGCCAGGGCGGGGGAGCAGUCUCUGCAAAUGGUGGAGGCCUAGUAGUUGCACCACAACCUGUGACUGACCCGUCCAUCAUUGACAGUGUCACUGGCUUUAUCAAUGAUGUUGUACCUCAGGCUUACACAAGCACUCUACCUGGAGAUUGUAAGGAAACCAUAACAUGGGCUCGUUUUGAGUCAGCUGAUAUCAAUGACCCAGCCUUCUUCCCUGACUGCACAUCAGAUACAGUGCUGCCACUUAUUCUUAUUUUAGGUUACAAUACUGGUGUUCAGGUGUGGGCCAUCCCCGCAAAUGGGGAAGCAACUCAAGUCCUAUCUUGGAGCCAGGGUAGUGUUCGUACUCUUCGUAUUCUUCCAAGCCCCCUGUCUAACUUAGCCCGUAACUCUGAUCCUUAUGCAUCGAAGAGACCACUUGUAGCUAUUUGUGAUAGUGCAGGUCCUGGUCCUCCAUUUUGCUCUGUUUGUUUCAUUUCCCUUAAAACUGGUGACCAAGUAAAAAGUAUCAAAUUUAAUAAAAACCCCGUUUGUGAUGUGUAUGCAAAUCGUCGAUCUGUCAUUGUGACGUUUCCUGAAAGAAUUGCUGUGUUUGAUGCUUGUUCUCUGGAAGACCGACUCUUAAGUGUUACCACAUGCUAUCCAAGUCCUGGCCCCAAUGCUAAUCCAGUUGCACUUGGCUCGCGGUGGCUUGCUUAUGCCGAGAAAAAAUUGGUAGCCUGGCAGAGAAGCUCAGGUGGUGUAGGAGGUGGAGGCGCUCAGUCAUAUACAGCUACUGUCUUGCAAGCUGCCCAAACACUUGGGAGGGGUCUUCGUGGAUUGAGUGAGUCAGUGGCCAGCAGUUUGACGGGGCCCCGCAAUCAUGCUGGUGGCUCUAUGGGGCUCCUGGGCAGUUCUCCACCCACUGUGAAUGGUGUGGAUCAUAGUUCCCCUGGCAUUGUAACUGUGUUAGACCUGGAGGCCUCAUCAAACAAAAGCAAUGGCUUGGAUGAAGGGCACUCAGGCAAUUCUGUUGCAACCGAUGCAGUCAUUGCUCACUUCAUAGCCCACAAUGAGGCAAUUGUGGCUUUGGAGUUUGACCCCAGUGGGACUUUGUUGCUGACUGCUGAUAGACGUGGCCACGAUUUUCAUGUUUUCCGGCUCCAACCUCAUCCAAGUGGCUCUUCCUUAGCUGCAGUACACCAUCUCUAUGUUCUACAUAGAGGAGAUACAACAGCUAAAGUUCAAAAUGUGUCCUUCUCUUAUGACUCACGUUGGGUGGCUGUGAGUACAAUGCGUGGAACAACACAUGUCUUUCCACUUACUCCUUAUGGUGGGCCAGUGGGCUUCCGCACUCAUGGAUCACCACUUGUUGUAAAUCGAUUGAGCCGCUUCCAUCGCAGUGCUGGUCUCAGUGCUGAUGGUCGAAGUAGCCCAGUGCCAAGUCCAGAAUCUCCACCUUGCCUUCCUGCAGGACCACAUGCGAAUCCUCGUCUACCUCCUUACCCGCAUCCCACUGUACAAUCUCCUCUGUCUCAAUUGCGGCAGUCGCCCCAUCCCCCACUCCCCCCUGCUGGUGCUCUUGACAUUUCUCUCAAGGUUUGUGCCACCUUUGCCUCUCCUCGGGCGUGGCUUCUUGAUUCCCAAACCACUCAUCCCCGUGAUGGGCCAAGAGAUUCAAGCAAAGUCCUCCGGCGCCCUGUGGACUCGUUGUUUGUCAUGGCCCACCACGGCAAUCUAGUUCAGUAUGAUUUGGACCCCAAACCAGUUACAGCUGGUCCACGUGAGAAAAUCUGCGAUGAUACCCAGAUUGAGCUGGAAGUAGAGGCUAAGGCCCAGUGGCCACUUCAACGUUCCUCCCACUCUGCUGAGGUUCUGCCUCCUCUGUCUCCAUCAAACCUCCUUUUGUGUGGCCCAGAGCUCCGGAUGCCUUCGGUAGAGUCAGAAAAUAAUGGACAACUUGAAGAAAGGUGGCUUUCACAGGUGGAGAUUGUUACACAUGCUGGCCCUCAUCGGCGUCUGUGGAUGGGACCUCAAAUCACUUUCAAAACAUACACAAAUACCACUUCCGGGUCAAAUGUGCUGCUGCAAGAUGUUGAAGCUGUUGAAGUUGGAACGGUACCUGUGUCUCGACCAGCUCGUUCAAACCCUGUGAACAUGCCCUCUGGAGGCAGACCAAUUGUUCCAGUUUUGAUUGAGUCAGGAUCUGGAAGUAGCUAUGAGCAGUCACCCCACUUGUUGGAAGUGUAUGGAGCUGAUUCAGGGGAUGCUGAGCACUGGGGGGGCCAUGGAGACUCCAGGCUGCGAGAGGAUCUUGCUGAUGCUAUGCUUGAGAGCCCUGGAGCACCUUCACGAGAGAAAGGGAAAAGAAGAUACUGUGGUCUUGUAGGAGGAGAAGGAGGUGGUGGAGAUGGAGGAGGAGAAGGAGGCGGUGAAGGGCUGGGGGAGGGAAGGGGGAGAGGUAGGGUCAGCCCAAGGGCUAGUCCUAUCCGGCGAGUGGUGAACCCUGGUGGGGCUGAGAUCACGGUCAAGUCCAGUGCUGAGACAGGCCUCCAUCUCAUUGAGGAGGCCGACUCGAGUCUGGACCUCAGUCAAAGCCUUGGCCAAUCUGGCCAAAGCCUCGGCCUGGCAGAAUCCCACUGGGAAGCAAUUGCAAUCCCUGCCUCUGCGCCCCUGAUCCCCGUCCCCCUGGACCCCCUGGACCCCCUGGACUCCGAUUCCCACGACCCAAGGGUUCCCUCCCAGAUGACGCGACAACUCGUCACCACCAUUGCUGCCUCCAGACUGCAGAGGCUGCCUGUUGAGUUGGCUCAGAACCCGCAGCCACUCAAACCACCAAAGUCAUCCAAGCCAACUCAGGAAACUCCACCAAUGCAAGCUCAUCCAUUGAAAUCAGCUAAGCCAACAGCAGACAAGGUACAAGAGCCUCCUGAGGUUCUAAAAGAAAAUGUAGUCUCAGAAGUGAAACUUGGAUUUGCUGAUGUAGGUCCCAAAGGUGUAGGGGAGGAAUCUGUUGCUGAGAAAGAACCAGGAGGUAGGAGGAAAAGUAAAAUUAAGGGUGGAGUUGGGGUUAGUUACAAAAAAGGGGGCACUCCUGAGAGGGAGAUGCAGUGCCAGAAAGAAGGCAGUGCAGAAAAGGAUGUUGAAACUGACAAGGUCACCAAUAAUUCAGAAUCACUUCCAACUCGGAAAAAGGUCAAAAGGGGGAAGGAAUUAGUGAAGGAAGUGGAACCAUUGUCCUUUAGUGAAACUAACAAUGAACUAGUAAAUUCAAAUCAGACAGAAGAGACUUUAUCUCUCAAUACUAAUUCCCACAAAUCUGAUGAAACGUCCAAAAGUUUGGAAGCAGUUGAAGUGGCAGAAGUGGUUGAAACGGCUCUAGACCAAAAGGCGAAAAACACAGAAUUUCUUCAAGAAUAUUCUCCAAAUGAAAUUGUUAAAAUUUUACCUAAAGCAGCUAACAGAAAGUCACCAUCCCCACAGAAAGAAAUACCUGAAACUAAGAAUACAGAGAGGUUGUUGGUGUCACCUGAAAUGGUCCCUGGUGAUGAAGUGCCCAUGUUAACAUCAUCAAAGAAGACUAAAAAGAAGUCCUUGAGGGAAAGUUUGAAAAAUGAUAUAAUUGAUGUGGAACUUAUUGUAGGUAAAGAUCAUAACUUCACAAGUCAGAAAGAAACUUCUGACUGUAUUUCUGUAGUAUCUUCGGUUUUGCAGGAUGUCAUUCAAGUUGAUGUAGAUGCAGGGGAAGGAGUUUCACAAUCAACCUUUGAUGCUAAUAAGGAGACCAAGGUAGAAGCAGUAAUUGAUGUAGAAGUAAAAAAUUCUGGUAGAAAAAAAGAUUUUACCUCCGAUAAGCAAGGUAGCAGUGAUCAAACUGUUUCUACCAUUGAAUCUUCAAAACCUGUAUCACAAACAUCUUCUAAGAUCAGUAAAAAGUUGUCAAAAUCUAGGCAAAACUCUCGUGAGGAAUCACCAACCAAAGACCCAUGCAAGCAUGAGGGUCAUGUUAGUGAAGUAAUCAGUGAUGUGCCAUCUAAAGGUUCUAAAAAAGCUACAAAGAUGGAGAAAGCAGAGCAAGAAAUGCCUGCUGACCCAUGCUUUGUUUCAGAGAGUAAAGAAACAGCUGCUCCUGGAAAGACUAAGAGAGGCUGUAAGUCCAAAGACAGUGAAAACACUGUCAGUAAAUCUGAACUUGUUGAAGCGCAGCAGGGUGAGGAAGAAAACUCUGUGUACAGUUACAUAUCCUGUGCAAUUGAAGAUAAAGAAAGUGAACCUAGUUUUCAAGUAGAAGUCCAAGAGGAUUCCUUUGACCUGGCACCUGUACUUGAUGACUCCCCUGUUCAAGUGCCAGUUAGAAGUGGCAAGAAAAGCUCAAAACUCUCCAAAGUGAAGCCUGAUGACCCUGAAAACAAGAAUACCAAACCAUUGGCUGAAAUUGUCAAAAGUGUCUCUGCUUCUGAAACUACUGUUUCCAAUGUUUGGAGUAAUCAAAGCAACAUUGAUCAUGUAGAUGAUUCGGAUAUGUUCCCAGCACUGCCAAGCAAAGCCUCAAAGAAAGGAUGGAUUAAUAUAUCUGAUGAUUCUUCAAAGAUUGAUGAUAAAUGUCCAGUAAAGAUUAAGUCUGAUAAAGGCACCAAAGGUCUGAGUAACCCAGCAGGAGAAGUUGUAGAAGUUUCAAAGCCUAAAAGAGGUUGGGAAGUACCCAGCUCUAUCAACUCUCAUGAAAUGGACAUUGAAAAGCUCACAUUUGAGGACUUGGAAGCAAUAGUAGAUGCUGCAUGCAAAGAAGAAGAAACAAAGACGGAAGAAAAUUGCCUGAAAGAAAACAAAAAGGGGAAAAAGAAUGAUCCCAGUAGUGUUUCUAGUUCUCCAAAGACCAAAGGGAAAGAAAAUGUUGUAGAGGAAAUUAUUGGUGGAGGAGAAGAUACCGUUGAAAUCAUUGAAGUACCAAAGCCAGCAGAAGAGCCUGUCAAAGUUCCUGAAAAACCACUUUCCAUCCCUAACAGAAGUUCAAAAGCUCAUAGAAAGAAAAGGCGGUAGUUGUUAUUAUAUUCCUCCUGUACAGUUUAUCUCAUCAAUUUGCCCCUUUAUUCAAUCUUUUUUAUUGACACUUUGAGCAGUUACAAUAAAAGUCAGCAUCUUCUGCACUGCCUCUUUUGGGUGAAAUAAAAAUAUAUCAGUCUAUUGCAAAUGCACAAUGCCCUAUAAAUGUGUCUACUAGAUUGUUUGAAGUGGCCCCUUUCCUUUAUUUCUUUUAAAUGGAUUUUAAUGAAACGGUUUUUGUUGUAGUGUUAGUAGUAAGAUAUGAAUGACUAUCAUAGAGAGCUUAAGUAGAGUCAGUUCUAUUGACCACUAUUUCACAAUCUGCUUAGUGUCCUCCCAUUUUCUUUUUUUGAAGAAACCAACUUUGAAUAUAGAUGGUCUUAGUUUUGUGUCUUGGGUCAAGAGUUCUAGGUGUGGCCUCUGUAUCAUCAUGUGCAGAAAUAGAAUAAAUUUUUCUGCCCUCAAUAAUUCUGGAAUAAAGCGUUAAGUGCUCAUUUUAAUUGGGACCUCAUAUCAAAGAGUUUUCUUAGGAUUUUAUGACUUUACAAUUCUUACCUUUUUGCUUUACCUUUAUGUAUGGUAACGUUUUUUUAAAUUAGAGAUUCUUCUCUGACCAUGUGAUUCUUUUCUUCUUUCCUUGUUCGUAUUUUGAAACAAAAUUUGAUCAAGAUCUCAUGCAUGUUCUUGUGCAUCGCUUGUAGGUAAUUGAUUCAGUAAAGGUGGACUGCGUUUGGUUUAUCCCCAUUGUUGUAACAGGGUUGUAGGCAUAAGCAGAACAAUGGUUAUGACGUGAAACCAUUCUAUUCUUGUGACUUCUUGGAUGAAGUUUAGAGAGACCAGAGGGAUCAGUGUUUGAUUAGAACAAAGACUGGGUAGGCGAAAAUGUACGUCAGUAAGGGUAAAAAUUGAGAUGCUUAAGGUCAAUGGUUCUUUCAAGCCAUUUUAUGUCAGACUCUUGAUUGAUUGCUCUUCACUACUUUUUCAUGGACUGUAUAAUUCCUCUUAAUCAUGCUUUGUGAGAUAAUUUUGUGUAGAUUUUAAUGCUAAAUCCCAGAAAAAUAAUCUUAUCAGAAAGAAGAAAAAAGUUUAUUUUCUUAAUUAUAGUAUUAUAGCUGUACUGAAGCAUUUUGCUUUUGUGUAUUUGUGUUCAUGUUUUAUUCUAUUUAUUCUGUUAAAUGUUUUGUAAAUAUCUCUAUGAAUUUCAAGGAACUUUCAUUGCAACCUGCAUUUUGUAUGGUCUGCAGUGGUUAGGGCAUGUCUGUUUAACAUGUCUCUCAGAUCUUCUGUGUCUGUUUUUCUGAAUGUCCUACCAGUAUUUUCUAACUUGGAGUUAACAUUUCAUUCUAUGCGACUCAUCUAGGAGGACAAAUCAGAAGGGAGGAAAUGAGUUUGUUUGCCUCAGUAGCGUUUUUGGAAACUUGUGGGAGAAUAGGGGGAGGGGGGAAUCAAAUCAAAUUUGUUUUUGCCAACAGUUGGACGGAUUGUGUCACUGGUUGCCUUCCUUCUGGGCAGCUGGGUCUUAAAUAGGAUACGAAGGUCAAGGUCAUGGCGCGACACACACCACAGGUUCGCCAAGAUUUGUUGAAGUUACUCAAAAGCUUAAGUGUUAAGAAUUUCCACCUUGUGUUCAAUCUCAGAAAAUUACUGACAAGACACUUUCAAGGGCAUUAAGUGCACAGUAUUAAAAACAAAGGAAUAUUCUUCAUGCCACAGAGUUGCUUUCCAUGAAAGCAGUUGGCAACUUUCAUCUCCACAAGUUUUGUGGCUGUACAUUUUAAUCAAAUAGAAUUUGUAUACCUUUAUUGAUUUUGAUGGUAGUGCUAAGUACAGUGCUAUGAUAUCAUCUCUGUAUGGUUUUUGCCAUCUGUUUAGGAAAAUAGGAUUACACUUGUCCAUCAAUUUGAUCAGCUGUUUCUUUCUGUUGCUGCAUUUCAUAAAACACAAAAAUACAUUGUAUGUAUCUUCAUUGGUUGCAUAGCUAGAAACUAUGUAGGGUGGAAUAGGGGUGUUAAUGUUUGUGUUUUACAGAAGUGUUGUAAUGGUAACUAAUUUUUCUGGUUAGCUCUGCAAUAUUUUUAUGAUGAAAGUAAAAAAAAAAUCAAGUGUGUUUGCAUUGCAACCAUUAGUGUAUACUGUGUGCGACUAUAUUAUAAUUUAUUUUCAGUCAUUGGAGAUUUGUUGAUUGUAUAAUGAAUGAGCAGUCUUCAGGUAGGAAGAUUUUUCUUUCAGACUGUGUUUAGCCAAAGAAAUGUAAAAGCUAAGAAAAAAAUAUUAAAAUCUCAAAAGCCAAUAAACAUGCAUGCUCUCAUGUUCUAUUUAUCAUGAUAUACUGGUAUAUUGGGGUUUCUCAUUAUUUGUUUUGGUGCACUAACUUAUUUCUAUGAUAUUAUUGUGCAACAUGCCAUUUUCUACUUAUUAUUUUACUUGGUAAUGCUGGUGUGAGAAUAUUGUAGGAAAGGAAUAACACUAUCCUACCAAAAACAAAAACAAAAAUGUAUUUGGUAUGCCAUACCUAUAAGAUUACCAUUAGCUUGUCAUUGAGUGUGUUUACUUUUCUGUUCUUUGCUGUUUUGGGCAUGCUUCGUUGUUGCAGGAUAAAGUCAUAACUCUGAAAAGAGCGUACAAAAAAAAUCUAUUUUGCUUGGCUUAUGAUGAUUUUAAUGUUUUAGAAAUCUGCCUUUAUGCCAAUUACAUAUUAGACAGUGGAGUUGAAAUAGUGCCAACAACAAGGCUGUUUCAAUUCUGUUUUUGUUCUUUGUGAAAUUGGCAUAAGUUUUAUUUAAGUUCCUGAAUUUUGUUGUGUCAUGGUUGUGUUCAACUUACACUUUCUUCAAAGUGAAAAGUGCUUAUUUUAUGAGCUGAGCAAAAUGCAAAGCCAAAAGAAAACAAAAAAAUAAACCUGUGAGAACUAGUUACGUCAUGCAUGUCGAUGAACGGAAUACAAAGAAUGCAAGGUAUAAGAUCUAAUGUAUCGUGAGAAUGUGAUAAGUGGUGAUAAGUUCCUGCUGCGCUGUCAGACAGGCUUGUGAAUAACACCUGAACACAACCACUGGUGUUUCUUGGUGCAUUGCUGUUCACACUUUGUGUGAUUAUCUUGUAUUUUUGCUCAUCGACUAUGAACUUUGAGAGCUCUUUUUGAGUUCAUUCAUCCAGUAUUUUUUACAAAGAGGAAAUUUAUUUCCUGGUAAGACUCUGGAAUUAUAACUUCAUUGUCUGUCACAUUUAGCACUUAGGUUUGGAUCACCAAGAUGAGAUUUCAAUGUAACUUUUGAAAUUAUUUUCAUGUAUCUGGGUAAAUUUUGUCAGACUUGCUUAAUUUAAUUAACUCUAUGCAAUAAAGGUUUUAGUGUUGUACCUCAUUUUAGGUGUUAGUAUGUCUGUAAUACUUAGCAAAGUAAACAUUUAGAAAACAAUAGUUCAAGAUGACACCUAGAACCUGGUGACAUAUGCCACCACUGCUCUUUGAAUUGAAUUCUAUUAUAGUAUAAUUUUUCAAACAAAGAAACAAACUCUAAUGUCCUUUUUGAGCUGUUCUGUUAGGCCUACGUUGUUUCCUUUCACCCUUGUGUUUACUUCAAAACCUGGCUGGGUAUGAACAGUAUGUACCAUGUCUUAUGGGAGGUACUAGAGAACAUCACUGUCGUCAUAAGAGGAGGGUGCCCUUUGCCCCUCUCUCAUACUGUCAUAGUGAGCAUUGAUAUUUCAACAUUAUACUGUAUUAUUGUUAAUAAGGAACUUUGGCACAGUUAUCUCCAGUUUGUGGCAACUUUAUAGGCACAUGAUCCACCCACUCCUAUAUCAGCCUGUAUUUUUUUUUCUUCUGGCAUAAGCGAAAUUUGUGUAAACAGAAUUUUUGAUGAAACAUUGCCAAAAUGAUUCAGAUGUGUCUGCAUAUUGACAUUCUUGUAUUUGUGAACCUGGAUUUGUGUUGUACACUAUAUGCAAAUACAUUUAUUUUUAUAUUCAAA